AUGUUACCGAAGAAGAAGAAGAAACAGAGUGUAACAACAACAGAAGAUCACACUUCGCUCCUUUACCGUAGCAUGGAAGGUAAACAAGGUUUCUUCGAUGAACCCGAAUACGAAGUUUCUUCCAUCUUAUUGCAACUCUCGCACCCUGUCGUGUUCUCUUCCGACCCUCCUCUUUUUCAUAAAUGGGGUCGCACUAAGAAGAGGUCAUGUACCGUCUUCCUUCGUCCACCGAAGAUUUUGCCGCCGUGUGCGGAGGUCGCCGCCGAGAUGGGAAGUACUUCAAGUUCUUCGUGUUUAACCGGCGAUGCCAAGAAAACAUAUCCUCAAAGCGUUAAAAAAGGGUUUGAAGUAGAAUUGUCUACUACAAAUCAAAGGUCGAAGCUGAAGAUUACUUCUCAGACAAAAGCAUCAUCAUGUUCGGUUCUCGAGACGGAGACGGGUUUAAUUGGGGCGCAAGUUGGGUUACUACAAGCCCAGCCCAUUGGAGAAAACCUGCGUCAUCUACAACCGUUGAUUUACGCUGGUGAUGAUCCUACGGCCAACAAGAGAGAUAACUCGGAACUACGUGGCUUUGAUCUGAACCUUCCAGCGGAAGAAGAAGGUAACCUUAUAGCCACCACAAUGGUUGUUGAUUUUCAGAGUGUAGCUAACAAAGCUCAAGCCGCUGCUCAAGCAAGACAAAAAAGAUUAGGUUUAAUUAGAUCUAAGAAGCGUUUUAAUAGAUUUUUAUCUCCAUACCAAUUCAAGUAGGAAUGGGGAAUUAAAGAAGAAAA
Molecule: messenger RNA, 773 nt
Organism: Eruca vesicaria subsp. sativa (arugula)
Lineage: Eukaryota; Viridiplantae; Streptophyta; Magnoliopsida; Brassicales; Brassicaceae
Source: the annotation of a GenBank genome assembly